UCUUCGGUGUUUUUAGAUUGUUUGAUGUGUGCACUGUGUCACGAACAGACAGAGAGACCAAGUUAACAUUGGUGUUUGAACAUGUGGAUCAAGACUUGACGACUUACUUGGAUAAAGUUCCAGAGCCUGGAGUGCCUACUGAAACUAUAAAGGAUAUGAUGCUUCAGCUGUUUCGGGGACUGGAUUUUCUGCACUCACAUCGUGUGGUGCAUCGGGACCUGAAACCCCAAAAUAUCCUUGUAACCAGCAGUGGGCAGAUCAAGUUAGCUGACUUUGGCCUUGCACGAAUCUACAGUUUUCAGAUGGCUCUUACAUCAGUGGUUGUUACUUUGUGGUAUAGAGCUCCUGAAGUUUUGCUUCAGUCCAGCUAUGCAACACCAGUUGAUCUUUGGAGUGUUGGUUGCAUAUUUGCAGAAAUGUUCCGUCGAAAACCACUCUUCCGUGGAAAUUCAGAUGUUGAUCAGCUAGGAAAAAUCUUUGAUGUAAUUGGACUCCCAGAAGAAGAGGACUGGCCUAACGAUGUUGCCCUUCCAAGAAAUGCUUUUGCUUCCAGACCUGCACAACCUAUUGAAAAAUUUGUACCAGAUAUUGAUGAAAUGGGCAAAGACUUGCUUCUUAAAUGCUUAGCGUUCAAUCCAGCCAAGAGAAUAUCUGCCUAUGCUGCCCUGUCUCACCCAUAUUUCCAUGGUCUGGAGAAAUGCAAGGAGAAUCUGGACUCUCACAUGUCAUCCAGCCAAAACUCCAGUGAGGUGAAUGCAUCACAGUGCUGACUGAAGAUGAACCUAUAAAUGAACAAGAUGUGUAGCUGACAAGGCCACUGUCCCAUACAAACCACAUGGCUGUUCUAGUGAAGAUCAUUGUUUGGAGGUUUUACACACUGUCUUUCAUUUUGGAAUUGCAAUGUGCUUAUCCAAGGAAAUCAACGUAGUUUACUUUCAUCAGAGCAAUGCAAGGGCCAGGGCUUUGGCCUGCUCCCAUUGCAGCUUUAUGUUUGUUUUGUUUUUGUCUUGUUUGCCUGCCUGGGAAAACUCCAGAUGAAGAGAAGCUGCUGACCAGUUUUGCUGCCGUUUUAUCCUUCUAAAAUUGAAUGCUGCCAGUGUGUAGUAGGACGAUCAAGUCACUGCCAAACAGGAUUCAAUCUCUCUCUAGCUGCUGAAGCAUGAUUUGGUGCUUUUAUUAUGAUGGUGUGAUCUCUUAGAGUGAUAUUUAAAGAAUGGCAUUGAAAUAUCAGAUCUCUGCAACUUGCAGUUAACUGAUACAUACAUUAAUACAUCCAGCUACUGUGCACUCAUAGAAUACAUGCAGGUCUUUCACCAACUGAAAACUUGGAUGGAUUAUUUUGUUAUUUCAUCGCUCUAUAAAAACAACAGUUAUGAUAGUGAUCGUAAUAAAUGUCUCAGCUUUUAGGGUUUUUUUUAAUACACAAACAAGUUAUUAUCUAGUUAAGUUUGUGUGCAUGUUUCAAAAGCAAUUGUUUAUAAAAACUUAUGAGGUCCCGUUCUUAAACAUCCAUUCAGUUUCCAAACGGUCAGUUUAUGUUGGAAUCCAUGCACGUUCUAACCCAUCAUCUAACCCAUAAUUCCUUUCCGGAAACAGCUGCAAACACACUUUCUCUUUCUCAUUCUGAAAUUUCUGAUAUGCAGCUCAAAGACACGAGUAGAGCCAAUGAAGAUGAAUACAGGUUUUCAUCUUUAACCUGUUCUCAUCGUUCUCUGAAAAGGAACAUAGAAAAAAUAUUUCCAGUUUGGAAGGAGAGAAUGCUAUACUUGUUAAGUACAGUUAUUUACCUGUGCGGAAUUGUAUGCUGCAUACUGUGCUGCCUUACCUACAACAGCCGCCAUGCAUCUCAAGUGCAUGAACAUUACUGUCACAAAAUGCCUCAGAUGUUGCUUAUUAAGAAGACUUGUUUUCUAUGCAGAAAUGCAUGAGCUUCUCUCCUAAGCCACCAUGUGGUAUACUGGCACAUGCUUCUCCACGAGGCUUAAUGUGCCAUUACUGAAUGUCAAAAUAACUAAGCAAUUCACAUGCCUUUAUAGAACAGUAAUUUUAAAUAUUACAGUAAAAUUUUAUAUGUAGUAUUUUUACCUUAACUAAAAAAUAUUUUCAGUAUUUUAAAAAGAAGCGUUUAUUUUUUUUAAUACUGUACUGGGGGAAAAAAAAAAAAGAAAGAAAUAUUUUCAAUCCAUGAAAGCCAUUUCCUUGUAUGACUUCAGUCCAUUUACCUGAAUAUGACUUGGGGGAAAAAUUGGUCCAAUGAGUUAACCCUUACCAGAAGAAUACAAAUAUACCCUAUUGCAGUGUAACUGAUGAGAAGUGAGGCAGACAGCUUUGCUUACUCUUAUGAUAGUCCCUUAGGCUACUCUCCAUCUUUAUUUCUUCUUGUCUGGCUACGGAGCCAGUGUUACACCCUUGCUCACGGCACGCUUGGCAAAAGCAAGUCCUUAGCACUGAAUUGAGCAGUGUAAUUGUGCCAGACAGGGCUCAGGAACCUGUAUCUGUCUCCUGGUAGGUUUCUCAGCCCUGUGGCAGACUGCCUGUUGUGGUGCACUUCACUGUUAACUCUGUUUCAGGUAUCAGUACUGUCUGGGACAUGGUCCGUUGCUAAGAUGGUGAGUGGAUCUUACCGGUCUCCUGGAUAAAGCUUUUUUUUACUGUUAGACACUUAACUGUGCAACUUGUAGUUAACAUUAUGCCUACUUUAAAUGGGCCAGAUUUUAAAAGGACCACUUGUGUGCAUGCAUGCAGUGGCCUGUGCCUUUCUUCAUGCCCAGAAUGGUCCCUGUUCAAAACCUACCAGCAUGAACAGGCAAGUUGUAUAUUAGGCCUGGCAAGAGCACAUAUGAGGCAUCUGCUCGCAAGGAUAAUACAGCAGAAGAAUUUUGGAAGCUCCACCAGUGGCAAGCUGAAGGCCAGGGAGCAGCCACGGCAGCUCACUGCUCUGAGCUCAGCUUCGCCUCUGCCAAUCAUUCUGCUCCUACACCCAAGGAGAGCGGCGAGCCCGUGGUACUGGUGCUGAACCAACCCGAUUCCUCUGCCAUUCAGCGAUCCUGAGUGGGAACGGGGCUUUGGUAUUCAUAGAAAAGAAUAGACCAAGGUGGUGUUUUUUAUCACAUUUUUUAAACACUAAUUAGAAUGACAAACAGAGACAAAAUACAGGUGAAUCUUGCAACAGCAACAAUAGAGAAGUUUUCUACACAGUUUACCAUUUUUUAAAACAUUCCACAUGUUACCUACCGCCAGGCUUUUGUACAUAUGCUAUCAGGACAUUCAGGUGAUACUGGCUUGCCAUCAGCUGUCAGGGAUCUUUCCCAGAGCUCUCCAAGAGCUAACAUCGGGUGAAAAUAGGUCUGGGUGUGGGUUUGGGGGUGUUACUUUCCAAUUAGACUCCGGACUCUCAGAUGGUGAAGUGCAUCUGCUGUCUGGUAGGAGAGCUGGGUGUACUGGGCUCAGCAACGCAAAGGCUGGAAGAGAAUAUGGUUGCUGACUGUAAGCAAAUUGUUAGGGCAAAAUAAAAAAGAGGGAAGUUAAUGCUUAAAGCCAAAGGUUAUUGUGAGCCCAAGAAUGAAUGAAAAAAGUGGGAAUUGCCAGAAAAUUAACUGUUGGGGCAGCAUUUCCCAGUUUGUAGUAUCAGAAGUGAAGCUCAAGCAAGCAGCAGAAAAAAGCACAGGUGGCAUGUGGAAUAGGAAGCAGAGUCCUGCAACAUGGUGCUGUAUGUUGUCUAAUAUAGGAUCAGGUUAUAUGUGGGAGUGUUCAGGAGAAACAGCUUGGAAAAGGUUGCAUUAAUGGUCAUGUUCUGGAACAAACACCCAGUGGGAAUGGCAGGAACAAAAAAAAAAAAAUCUGUGUUGACAGUGCUGGGAAAAGGAUCUUUUUUCCCUUGUGGUAGCAAUGGACUGUAUUCAAAAGCCCAAGGACUUUCCAAAUGACCUCCUUUUCAAAAUCUCUUCAGGAAGAAAUUCCAGAAGUCCUUCUCUGACAUGUCUUAGGCUUCCUCUUAUUCCCACCUCCCCUGCCAAGCCACGAGACUUCACUUACCCUGGUAAACCAAGGAGGACUGUUCUCUGGCUGGGCGAAGUGCUGGCAGUGGCUGACAGCAUGGGGGAACCACGCUCCUAGUGAGACAGCACAAAGACAAUUGGGAGACUGCUUACAUCAUGCUCUUGCUCCUUAUAUCUUCAUGGUGUGGUUGCAGUCCUCAAGUACCUUUACUUACUAAUGCUGUAUGUGUAGAAUUAGAAUUACACAUGUGAAAAAAGUGCUCCUUGACACACUCAGUCCAGACUGUGAUGAGAACUCCUCAUAAACCCUUUAAAAAAAUACUUCAGAACACAGUUCUUAAAAAUAACUCUGUCUGCAUGUGUUCUGCAGGACUGGUUCAAUAGCAGCUGAAGCCCACUGCCUAGCAAAAAAUAUAUGAAAAGUCAGGAUGGAUGAUUAGCUCCAAGAGCACCCAUAGCCAGACACUGCACUCUUCUCACCAGUCAACGGGAUGUUCUGGGAAACAGGAGCAGUUUCCAUCUCCCACAAACGGGUUUGUUAUCCCUGCUACAUACCUACAGGAAAAAAACAGUCCCAGCAGACAAGGAAAAAACCUACUAAAGCCAGCUGGUGCAAUGCCACAGCAAUAAGACUGGGGCAGCCCCUUUCUCCUCACCCAGUCCCCACACUCAGUCUAGCUCUGCAGUCCUCUCCUUCAGCAUCCUUAUGGAAAACAUUUCAGUGACACUCACAGGUGCUAUUUCCAGCAAGAGUCUUCCAAAUUUUCAAUAGCUGCACAGUGCCAGUGUCCUGUGCCUGUGUAUUCCACAGUGUCAGUGUCCCCUGUGUGCUGUGUAAGAAGUGUUGCUUCUUUUAGUGCAGCAGCCCAGAAGAGAUGAUUUUAAAAGACUCUCUUUGUGCAUGUCCUCACUUAACAUUAGUUUUGUGUACACCUUUGUUGCCUUCUGUGUGCCAGGUAGAACUCUAAAAACAGGGUUUGUGCAUAUUUCUGUAUUUCUGUGUAGGCUGUGCCCACACUCUGUUUUUCUUCUUCCUGCACACUGGUCUAUUAUGUGAAAUGCUAGGAAUACCUUUCUGUCUUGAUUCAGUCCUAAAAUAGACCUAAAAAAUUAAGAUAUUGUGCUUGCAAAAUUCUGAAAUGUGGUGCUAUGUGUAUGUAUAGAGCCUCUUAAAUGAAAGGAAGCAGCAGAUUGUAGGUAGUAUUUGAGAAUCUCUUGCAUGGGAGAUGCUGUCCAGCAUCCUAACUCUUAAUUAGUUUUCAUACUUGAUGGUUGUUUUGUUGAAUAAGAAGAAAGUACUGCACCAUGCUACUUCUCACAGGUUCUCUACUGUCUUUUAGAAGCAUCCAAAGGGAUCAUUCUCUCUGGUGUUUGGCUAAUUUUAAUAUGGAAAAUAACGACAAAACAUGCUGGUUUGGUCUUCUAGCCAACAAACUCGGAGCACUUAUCUGACUCACAACUGAAAGCACAUCAGUUGUUAAAUUUGUAUAUGAAUCAUAAGCCACAGUUUGGUUUAAAAGACAACGUAAAUUAUUUGCCAUGUAUAAAACACAGUUGAAUAAUGAUGUUUAUUCUCAGAACUCUGUUUUAUAGAACCACUUUGUUAGUAUUUUUCUUAGGCAAUAGUUUCAUGAACAGAUGAAUUUUUAUGUACAAUGUGAAUGAGAAGAUACAGACUAUUAGAGUGAUCUGUUGUUUUAUGCUUGAAUUGCUCAGAAUUGAUCAGAAGCUUAGGAACCUAACUUAUUUAUUGUGUUGGCUCAAAACUACUUGUAAGUAUCAAGAACUUUCUUGAUUUAAUGGGAUUUUACACCUCUCUUAUUGUGUGAUUUUGUUGACAUUAGUAUAUUAGAAAAAAAAUGUUUUUCCAAAUUGGCACUGUGGGAGAACAAUUAAGAAAUUUAUUUUUAAAUUCACAUAGAAUAGUCUGUAAUAUACUAAAACCUUCAGUAACUAACUGUUAAUAAGCUAUCACUUUUCUAUCUACUAGAUUACUAAACAUUGGAGUAUACAGAUUACUUUCCAUGAAGAAAAGAAUCAAUCUCUUGAAAAAUGGGAUUUUUAUGUGCCUGAUCACGUCUACCAGGCUACACUAUCAUAUUAUUUUUUUAUGUGUGCCAGUACAGAUCAGGUAUGUAAAAAUCUGACUACAAUUUGCCAGUCGAAUAGGCUGUGCAAUUCAAAUAGCAGUUCUGUUUGUCAGUUAUUUUUUUUAUCCCUUUGUUUUACAAAUUGUUAGAUAAUGGCUGUAAUAUAAUUCCAGUUUCUGGACCAGGCUCUGUAGCCAUCAAAUCCCAGUCACUUCUGAAAAGCAAUAAGAAGCUUUUUCAUUGAUUUAAAUGAUCUAGGCCAUUAAAAGAAGAAAGAUGUGAACAUACAAACUGACAAGCAUAGCUUUGGCAAUUGUUAUUUCUUCACUUCUGACUAAAACAUAGCAUGUAUUACAUACUGAUAUGUAAUAAAUACACAAAAUAAGAACCAUAAAACACAGUUAGGAAUAGUGUGCACAAAAAUAGCUCAUUCAGUUCUUGUAGAAAAUAGCUACAAAUCUUUCUUUUAGCUACGUGAUUACAGUUUGAAACGGAUAAACUUUUACAUUUAAAAAAAUCCCUUAAAAUCAUGUAUGUCGUGUUUUUAAUACAAAGAGUGAGAGAACAGAUCUGAAUCAAAUAGGAACAUGUUCUUGAAGAUGAUUCCACAAAGCCAAGUGAGCACUGUCGGUUCUUUUUGUGUUCACUGGAAGCUGAAAGUAGUCAGCACCACACUUGUGUGAGCCUUUUGCCUUCUGGGCAGAAAAUGUUGCUUGCAGUAAAAGUUAGUGGAGAAGUUGUCUUGACUUAAAUAUAGUCCUUUGAAAGCUUCUGCAGUGUUCAAAUUGGGUAAAUUUCCAGCCUUCCAGCAGACGUGAACCAGAGCUCCCUAACCAGAUGGCAUUUCUUCCUUCAAAUGAAAUGUUUUAUCUCAGUUAAAAUUCGCUGUCGGCUUCAUCCUACCCAAUGUCAAUGAGACAUCUGCAUGUCUAGAGAAAGCAAGAAGUUCUGAUACGGACAUUUUGCUACUGGGUAGCGAAAAUUGUUUCUGGAAAAAAACAGACCAAGGAUACUGCCUUUGAAAAGAAAAGGUUAAAAAAAACCUGACAUUAGUAAAGAUAAAAAAGGAGAUUUUAAGGAACAACUGGUAUUUAUGAAAUGAGAAAUGUAAAUACAAACAGUGUAUUAAACAAACAUUGAAACUGAUACUCUUUGACUGCAAAGUUGAUAGGGUUUUAUGGAAGAAAAUAGGUAUGAACUUAAUCUAAUCAGCAUUUGAAUGUUCAUUUGCACUAAAGCAACCUCUACUACUUGAUUGAAAGAAGAAGGGAAGACUGGUGAAGUCUGCUUGGAUAUGCUGUAACGCUCUCAAGCUCAUUGCCCUUUUGGGAGCGUGCUAAAUUGGCAUCCACACUACUGAGCGUUCAGCACCUUAAACCCAUCCACAUGCCAGGCAAAUGUUCCCAUGUUUACACUGAUACUUGCUCCCGAAUGGAGAACAAAUUUUCACAAAUAUUCGAUUGUCGGCUUCCUUUGCGCUGUUACUUCUGAUGGGUUUCUAAUUAACAUCCUGUAAUAGGCAACUUUUCCUCUUACUUCAUGUUUCAUACAUACAACAGGUUGUUCAAAUCCUCACCUUUAGAUCAAUUUUAUAUAGUUUUAUUAAUCUUCUCUACACUUCUUCCUGCUGCUGUGUUUUACACUCAGAACGAAGCCACAUUCUGCUGUAUGUUCCUGCCAUGUAUUAAUGGUAGGGGGCAGAUAGAUAACAUUUUCUUGUGACUUUUCUUCCUUUUAUAAAUCUUAGUGAGGCUUUUAAAGUGUUCUUGAAUGUCAGCAUCUAUCUUGAGUACCCAGACGAGAGAGGAAAAUUGUGAAGUGCUGCAGAGAUAGGAAAGAAAACAGGCAGAGACUAGGAGGGUUCAGGACAACUGUUGUAAGUAAAUUUGGAUAUGUGGAAUAGUGAGAUAUAAAUGUAGGGGGAAAACUUUUUUUUUCCAUGUUUUUUGUUUUCUCCUGUCAUUUCCUUCCACAAGCGUAAGAUGAUAAAGCAAUGCUCUCACACAGGAUUUUAGUUCCAGAUACUGAAUGUGCCAACUCAAGUCAUGAAUUCUGGAGCCGUUUUUCAAGAUUGCAACAUUUUAAAAAUCAGGUUGUGUAGAAGUUAGAGACUUUUCAGUGUAGAUAUUAGGAAAAAAAAGGGGAAGUGGGUGCCGAUGAGGGUUUGAGAGCAGAUUAAGCUGAUCAUACGAACACAGCCUGUAGCUGAGCUGCAGAAACAGAGGAUACAUUGCUAUAAUGCGAGUGGGUCACUAUCUGUGCCCAAUGCUGUGUGGUAUUGUGGAUUACAAGCUGAUUCCUGCAGCAAAUUGAGAAUUCUUUGCCAAGCCAAAAUGGCAUGUUUUUGAGCACUUGGAUUUUCAUGAGAUUAUGCACAUGAAGUUUUAGCUGCAUCAGUCCAGGUGGCUCACCAUCUUGCAGGAGCAAGUCUGAGAACUUAGCAAGUCUGUGAGACACCCGAUGUAAGUAAUGCUGCGGGACCAUCUGCCAGGAAGAAAGGAGGCUUUUCAUUGGCUGUACAGCAGGGAGGGAGUUAUGCCACCUCCAGAAAUAAGAAGUAUGAGGUCUGUGUAGCACUUCGUUAUGUUUAGUCCACGUGUAUGGCUGAUGGGGCAAGUGAUGCUACAGAGUGGCUUGUUUUAGUCCCUCCAGUAAACGAGAGCAACUAGCCUAGGCACAGAGACAAAUUCACAGAUCUAGGGUAGGAAACCUUUAAUUCUACAGUGCCUUCUCAGGCAUUGAUUAAGUACAUGCAGUGAUGGAUCAUGUAGCAGCUAAAUGCUCUCCUUCUCUUAUCCCAGAUCAAGCUACUGUGACAUUAAAAGGAGCCUGGUCCUUAGCGGUCUGUCAGCAUCCUGCUUCCUCAAGCUACCUUGAUUGCCUGUCACUUAUAGCUGACCUUGCUGAUACUUCCCUAGUCACUUAAAAAGCUGUAAGCUAAAUUAUACCUUGUGAUUCUGCAGUUCCCCAAUUUGCAGGCAGCAUAAUGUGUGUGUACUAUAGUUUUUCCUUGCUUUUCAUUAGGAAUUGGGAAUUAAUACAAUAGAAUAUGGCAGUGUUCGUUAUUUCUUAUACUCUUUUGCUCAAGCAAAUAUAUGAGCAAGGGUAAAUUAGAUUGAAUGUAAUGUGUUUGAUCAGCCAAAGCAAUUUUUGAUUCAGAAGAUUAUUUUCUAAAUAUUUAAGAUUCCUAGCCAACUGUCUGUCAUGUACAUUUACAAGAGCAGCCAGUGAUUCUUCUAUUAUACAGAAGUUUCUGAAGGAUACAAACGAGACCAGCAAUGGCCUCCUCCUACUGCUUACCCCCUUUCCCUUCCCCUUCCCAGGGAUCACUGCUCCAGGGAGAGGUUUUCUCCCAGCAAGAGUCAGAACAAGUAGGAACCUGAUCUUCCCUGUAUGAAGGUCUCCAGCUCUCAAGAUGACAUGGGUGCAUGUAGGCACUCUUUCCUUUGCCUGUGCUGUGGCAGGUGUGAGUACAGAGCCCUGCCCACUAUUUUUCCCUGAGGAAAAGUCCGUACAGGAUCUGAAGGAGACAGUGUGCUUACUGUUUCUAUGACAGGGCAUUUUAAAUAGUGGUAUAGUAAGAUCUCACCUAGGAGAUUUCUCUCACCAUCCUAAAGGAUCACUGAAUUCUGGGCAUAGGACAAAGUGCUUUACUCCAGGCGCGUGAUGAUGCAUUUCAGUCAUCCUUUAUUGGCAAUAGAAAAUAAAGGUUCAGAAUAAAGAUUGGCUCUGCAGACUGCUGAUUAAAGAAAAAGUGCUUUGCAGUGUUUAUCCAGCAAGACUCAAAAUCCAUCGCAAUGUCUUGCAACCCUCUUCAACGGUUGGUGUAACUAUGGGUUGUAACUACAACAAAAAGUACAUCAGGAUUUGGAUGCUGGCAGGAAGUUUGUGAAUGUGUUGCUGUACAAGGCGGUUUAUAUGAGCUCACUGGUAAUGUGCUCAUCUGAAGGCACUGAUUGCCAUGCACAUUUUGGACUGAAGAUAGAGGAACUGCAGUGUCAUUAAAUUAGAGGCCGAGGAAGGGAAGUACAAAUGUGAGCAGUGGGGACUGCAGAGAUUGGUCCUUUCUUUUUUUGUCCUAUACGUAUAGCAACCCAGUGGUUUUCCAGCUUUCUCUUCCUUUAUCAUGUUUACCUCCAUUCUCCUUCCCAUCGUGCAUGAUGAGUUGAACAGAAAAGCAUCACUACAGAUUACUAGCUCAAAGCCAGAGCAGGCCAGCACUGUGUAAAAAUGUGGAUUGCGCCAUGGUAGCCUUUAUUAAAUCACAAAAUCAUAGAAUCACAGAAUCACAAAGGUUGGAAAAGACCUCUAAGAUCAUCCAGUCCAACCGUCCACCUAUCGCCAAUAUUUCCUACUAACCAUGUGCCUCAGUGCAACAUCUAAAUGCAUCAUUUGUCUCAGUUUAGAUUCCAGCAAAUUAAAUCCAGUAUCUAUGAUGACUUUCUUGCAUUCAGCUGUGCCUAAUAACUUUGCUGUCAUUCUCUGCAGCAUUCAGAAUCUCUUGACUGAACAACCUACUUACAGUCACGACAGUGUGGGCAAAAGAAGUGUACCUUAUGGCGGUGCUUUUUGCUGAGGAGUGGAAGCCACUGAAGUUCCGCUGGGAAAGGGGCCUAGACAAGUCUCGAGAAAUUUUAGCCAUGUUUCCUUUACAGGCAAGGCAGCCAUUUCUGUUAAAGCAAGUAACACAUUUUCAAGUACUUAAGAAAGAGAAAAUAUAAAGUUGCCUAUGAUUUUCUUGCUAGAAUUUAUUUUCUACACAAAGCUGUAUGAUUUAGGCACUGAAAGCAAGCCGACAGGCACCCACUUAUUCUUUCCUUUCCAGUCUUCAAUUCCUUUGCAAAUUCUUUUCAAGCAUUCAGAUCAAUGUAUUUAUGGUCCAUUUCAUUCCAUUUCAGUUAAGUGGUCUAUUUCUGCCAUUGAAUCUUGUAUAGGUUUUAUUUUUAAUGUAAUAUUUAGCUGCAUUACUUUGAACAGCUUUAAAAGUAUAUUGUCUUUGAAUGCUCUAGUUAAAGUAUACCCUUGAAAUGAUGUUUUAGAAGUUGAACUGUAUACUUUGGAGCUGUUGUUUCUAUUAUAACUCCUGAAAGCUGAGUGCUUUCGUCGGUAUGUCUGUCUCCUUUCUGUGUAACAGCAUGUGUUUGUAUUUCCUCACUAGCUUGAUAUUCUUUGGUCUGAAGGCCCGAGUAGGUAAACACAGGAAUCCCGUGCCUCAGCUGGGCAGUCCCAGAGCUGAGAGGCGGUUCUCGUUUGGGCAGAGUUGCUCACAGAAGUGUUUGCAGAGAAGGCUUUUGUUUAGUAAUUGAUGGUAGUUGUGAGGACACAUGGUUAAUAACAGCACCAAGACACCCUGAAAUGGGGUCAGUGUUUAUUGACAAUAUGGACACAUAUAUCUGCAAGUUAUUUGACAUUAACCUAAAUUAUUCGUAUUGUAAUUCAGUAUAUUAUUUCUUAGGAAAACACACUAGUCCUGUGAAAGGGUAGUUGCCAAAAAAUGUGUCGAGUCUUGCUGCUUAAUUGUUUAUUUGCAUUUCGUGUACAUUUUUGUUGUUGAAGUGAAGCUAGUUCCAUAGAGAGGCAGAGAGCUAGAUCAGUCAAAAAACAAGUUUUAAAUAAGCUUCAUACUGUACCUAGAAUAGUAUGUGUGUUCAGAUGUAGUAUUUUUAUGCUUUAGGGUAUUUUGUUUGUUUUAAUAUGUAAAAGAAUAAGCAGGUUACUUUGAAAUGCUAUGGUAGGGCUAAUUUUAUGCAUAGUGGGAGAUGGUUGUCUGAAAAAUUAUAAUUAGAAAAUAUUACAUAGGCCGCCUUUGGCUUUAUCUUCUCUGUAGUUGUUCCAGCAGUUAUCUGUAGAUACCAGAUGCUGAAACCAGGGGCCACGUUUGUGUGGUGCCUCGUAACCGAAGUACAUUUGUUGCAACAAUCAAAUUGCCCAUCUGGAUUUGAGAAAAGAUCGCUGACUAUACAAAAGCAUAAAGGCAGCAAAUGUUGGUAUUUUUUGUGUGUGUGCGUGGACAAUUGCAUGAAAUAGGAUUGGGGUUUCAAAGUAAUUAAAAUCAUUCAGCGUGAUCUACUCUUUUUGUAACUCCACUGACUACAAUUAAUUUAAACCAAGAAUUUCACCAUGCAAAUCUACAAAUUCCAGUGUCAGGCAGCUCAGGUCUAUAUGGAUACUUAAGCUUAAUAAAUCAGCAAGAAUGUUAUAUAAAUGGUAAUGCGUGACAAAAACUAUUAACUCUAGUUAAUAUUAUUUCUCUCACAGUUUCUAUUCAUUUCUUUUUUAUACAAAAAUUUGGAAGUGCACUUCCUUGUGGCAUUGGGAUAUGUGACGAAAAGUGUGAUGCUGGUGCAGAAAUGUACCAGAACUAAGGUUCACUUCUCACUGCUCAGACAGCCCAUGCGUGCCUAUUUACACGUUACAAAUCCCACUGAAGUUAACAGAACUGCGUAAAGUGAGGCCUGUUUGUAACCCUUCUGGGAUACUGCUUUGGGAAUCUGCAAGAUACGUUACAGUCUCAAAAGGCAAUACUGAAACUUGUGCUUUCGGGUUUACAGAAUGCUAUGAACAGGGAGGAUAGCUUGUGAGACACAUCCAGAGCAACUUCAUUCAUUGGUAUUGUUACACCAGGAUGACGUCAAAAUCUGCCUCAGUGCCUUAAUUUCUCACUAUGAUUUUACAAAAAAAAAAAAUUAAAAAAUUAAAAAAAAUCAAGAAGUUAUAAGGGCAUCUAACACUGUUUGACUUCUGUUGUGUUCUUUUCGUAACACCAUGUGCUCUGGAGAUGUCUAGGGUUUGAUUAUCCAAGGAAUCAUGCGAAGCAGUUUCAGAUGUUUUCCUUCCUUCACCUUAGGACAAUAACUGCUGGUGAAAGGCAGCGCGGUCCCGCUGAGCUCUGUCACUUUACCUACAUAGGCAGUAGGAUUUUAUUGUGCAAGGUGGAAAGUUACCUAUGGUGCAAAGUGUACUACCUAGACUACCAUGGAUAUCUACUCACAGGACAUGAUUUCACUGUAUCACUUCAUACUUGAAAUUCACAAUGUUCUUUUAAUCAGGGUACAAACAUGAAAAGGUGCGUGUGUUACUGUUUCUUUUAAAGGUGCAUCAUUAUUUUUAUUCUGUGUGCUUAAUAAUUACGAUUCAGUGUUCUUUACAUUCUUUUUGUUCAGCAUUAAGAUCAGCUCUGUGUGAAACACAGUACUGCCCACAAAGGUACAGGAAGGUGUAACCGUGAUUCUUGAAUUGUUACGUACAUACGCUGGCUUGCCUUGUGCUUAUAAAUAUACACCAAGGGGUUACAUAACACAAACUGUGGUAAAUAAAAAUAUUGCACCAUUGCUGUACGGGAACUCUUGCAGCCUCUCUCUUCUUGCACAGCUGCUGAUUACCAUAUACGCAUUGGAAAAACUAUGUUUCUGCUGUACAGAAUGGCUGGGAAACAAUGCCGACACUUUGGACGCUCUCGGGCUCUCUUUGCAAGCUUUCAGACAAAGCCCUUUGAUCUCACUGCAUGCCUUCUCUGUGUCCCAGAUCUCACCCUGGGAGGCUUUCUGCUUUAGGAACACCCUCCGCUGGGGCUGCUUUACAUUGACUGCAUUGAAGUUCAUCGGAGCGUACUCUUCCAAGCAUGCACCUUACCAUAUAACAUAUUCUUUAGCUUUUACAAGUCUGUAAAGAUGGUGGACUGCAAAAAUACUCAUUUGUCAAUACGGCAGAGUUAAAUUAAGGCACACAGAAGGUUGUCAAUGUAUUAUAUCAGAAUUACAGUCCUUUGGAACUGAACGUUUUGCUGCUGGCAGUGCAAGAAAAGCAAAGUUGUGUAUUUAUUGUGGGUGCUGAGGGUUCAGUAUGAAAAUCGAUAUAAUAAAAAUGUUCAUGGUGUCAAGUUCUUUUUAGUUGUUCCCAAAUUAUUGGAAAGUAAAAAGGCAAGAAACUAGUUUUGUAUUUAAAACUACUUUCCUGAAGUUUACUUCACUUUUCUAGCUAUAUUUUUCUUUUAUCUAAAAAUGUAAAAUGAAUACAAAUGCAGUAAGUAUUGUAUAUUAAAUACAGAAAAGUAGCGAUGCCGUUUCCCA
This is a messenger RNA of Meleagris gallopavo (turkey), 14157 nucleotides long. The record is from RefSeq and is a predicted model, not a curated record. NCBI's taxonomy places the organism in Eukaryota, Metazoa, Chordata, Aves, Galliformes, Phasianidae.